ACAACAGGUUAAAAGCACUGAGAAACAUGUGAAGGACUUGGCUGCACCUUGUUUAAGUAGCUGUAGGAUAUUGUUUUGACCUCUUAAUCUGAACUCAGCUCCAACGUCAGCAGUUAUAGUCAAUAACUAGAUCUGAGCAGGACUGUGAGGAAGCAGCCGAUCGCAAACGAUGGAGAAAGGAGGACAGAGGCUCAACCUGAAGAGGGAAGUGGGGAUAUUAGGAGCAGUGUCCUUCAUCGCUGGAACCAUGAUGGGAUCUGGGAUCUUCAUAUCGCCCCAGUAUGUGCUGUCUAAUAUUGGCAGCCCUGGGGCCAGCAUGAUUAUAUGGGCCUGCUCUGGGUUGGUGGCCAUGCUGGGGGGCCUCUGCUAUGCCGAACUGGGCACAGUGAUACCAGAGUCCGGGGGAGAGUACAUCUACAUGCUGCGGACAGUGGGGAAAGGAGUGGCGUUCAUGUUUGUCUUCAGCUUCGUCAUGGUCAUGAGGCCCGCCAGUGCCACAGGAAUCGCCUUGAGUUGUGCUGAAUACGUCGUGGCCGUGUUUUACGAUGGCUGCGCCCCCCCACAGGUGCUGGUGAAGUGCGUCGCUGCAGCGAUCAUCAUAGUGCUUGCCAUCGUUAACUGUCUGAGCGUGCGCCUGGCCACCGGCAUCCAGGUGGUGACCAUGGUCGUAAAGGUGCUGGCCCUGGCAGUGAUCGUGCUCGGAGGCAUUGUCACGCUCUUCCAGGGAAACGCACAGAACUUUGACGGGUCAUUCGAGGGAACAAAUGUUGGCGUCAAUUCCAUUGGUGUUGCUUUCUAUCAGUGCUUGUGGUCCUAUGACGGCUGGAACACUUUGAAUUAUUUAACUGAGGAGCUGAAACAUCCAGAAGUAAGUUAA
Molecule: messenger RNA, 877 nt
Organism: Platichthys flesus (European flounder)
Lineage: Eukaryota; Metazoa; Chordata; Actinopteri; Pleuronectiformes; Pleuronectidae
Product: b(0,+)-type amino acid transporter 1-like
Exons: 1
Coding region: 170-877 (235 amino acids)
Biological process (GO): amino acid transmembrane transport
Cellular component (GO): membrane
Molecular function (GO): L-amino acid transmembrane transporter activity
Source: RefSeq, a predicted model, not a curated record